Molecule: messenger RNA, 216 nt
Organism: Aureococcus anophagefferens
Lineage: Eukaryota; Pelagophyceae; Pelagomonadales; Pelagomonadaceae
Exons: 1
Molecular function (GO): RNA binding
Source: RefSeq, a predicted model, not a curated record
AGCGACCCGACGAAGCUCUUCGUCGGAGCGCUCGCGUGGCAGACGGACGCGACCGCGCUCCGCAACCACUUCUCCCAGUUCUCGGAGGUCCUCGACGCCAUCGUCAUGAAGGACCGGGACACGCGCCAGUCGCGGGGCUUCGGCUUCGUCACGCUCGCGAGCCAGGCCGCCGCGAACCGCGUGCUCAACGACAAGCACGUCCUCGACGGCCGCAUC